UCAACUCAGUCAUAACAUCAUUUAAUAAUAAUAAUGUUCCUAUAUAAAAUUAAAUUUAAGACCAUGAAGACAUUCGCCCCAGAUUUGUUCUAGUUUUGUUUUUGAUAAAAAGGUAUCAAGGACAACCAUAAUCCAAUAGGUACAGAUACAACAUGAUAAGUUGGUGAGUAAUGAACUCUGGGAAAGUCAAUAUAAAGAAUGAAAAAGAAAUCAGGUGCAUUUCAGAUUGAGAGGAGGUAAUUUACCAGUGGGUUUUCUGAGGUUUGCAAUUAAUGUACUAAGAAAACGUUGGGAAACCAUACUGUGUUUAUGAUCUUGUCAAAGCUGUAGAAAUGGUCUGUCUAAAUGAAUAAAAAUGGUUGGUGUAAAGUUUACAUCUCCCUUUAUAUAGUGACAGAAAAUUCUUACUUUUGUUGUGCGUUCCUUUUUUGCUGAGUGGUUAGGUUUAUUAAGGUCACCAGUUUCGAUUCAGUUUCACCACAGUCACCAGGGUUUGAAAUUUCACUUGGAAGUGUAGAAUUCUUCCAUGUGAGGAAACUCUCAAGCCAGCUAGCUGAAAUAAUGCCUAGAGGGGCUCCUGGGGUCUUUCCUUUACAAUGAAAAGCUGGAAAGUCACUAUAAUGUUAUGAUCAAUAAAUGUGUCGUUAAUUUAGCAUUAAAUCUGACAAAAUAAAUAAAAAAUUACAUUUAUUGAAAAUGACCCAGAGUGGUAAAGGAAAAUUAAUUAAUACCUUUAAAUUCAGGUCAUUCAACUCCUCUUUGGUUUAUAUAAUGUAAUGGCUGUCAAAUUAUCAUCCUCCAUUUAUACUUUGUAUAUCAUUUUGGAUAUCUUCCAGAAACUUAUAUGGUUCCUUGGUCAUUAAAUAUAUAUUAUACAGUAGUAUGUAAUUUAUAUGUACAAAUAAGCAUCUUUUAUCGGUUCAUGUAGGUGAUACAGUUUAUGGUUUUAAGUCGAGUUUUGGGAUGUUUUUAAAUGUGGGUUGACAUUUAACUACGUUGGAACCAUGGAUGCAUUUAAGGAGUUGUCAGAAUCACGAGCUGAGAGUUUGGUUUAAAUACACAAGAGACAGAUUUGUACUUUUAGGAGAAGGCGCAGCUUUUGUUGCAUUUUCCGUAUUUUAGCGGCCUUACACAGGGUGACAUGCCCGUACAGCAGAUAGCUGUUGUAUCGCCGUGUAAUAAAAGUAUGGAUAACUCAGGGAUCAGAAAGACAGAGAGUGGGACAGAAAAUGGAGCAAACGGAGCACCUGGCAGGAACCAGGUGGAGAUGGAUGACUGUCAUGUGACAGAAUGUGAUCAAAAUAUAGCCUUAAACUGUGAUACUGAUAUAGCGAACGAUGUCGCGCUUAGUGACGCGGCAGCUGGUGCAAUCGUUAAUACGCAUGUUGUUGCCGAUACUGUGAUAAUUGGAGACAUGAACUCGGAUUCUUUGUCUGAUGAUACAGGCAAACAGUCAGAUGGCGGGACAGACACUCUUGUACAUGUACAGGUAGUUCGUCCUAGAACUGGAACACAGAGUAACGAAAAUUCAGACAUAUCAAAUAGUGGAAACGUUACAAACAGCGACAAACGAUCACAAACUCGUAACACAGGAAAGUCGAGUAAAAAAGAAAAACCUGCGCCAGUCAAGAAAAAGGACAGUGGGACACAGGAAACUCUUCAUCCUAACUCGCCUACGCCAAUAUCGGCAGAACGAUGUGACUCGUCGAUGUCAAAUGUGGACGUGUGUCGAAUCUGUCAGUGUGAUACUUGUGAAAUCCAGAAAGAGUCUCCGCUAGUGUCUCCGUGUCUGUGCGCCGGCAGCCUCAAGUUUAUACAUCAGGCUUGUCUGCAGAAAUGGAUAAAAAGCUCGGACAAGAUGUCAUGUGAACUGUGUCAGUUCGAGUACCAGAUGACAAAGAAAACAAAACCAUUCCGAGAGUGGGAGAGGCUGGAUAUGACGCCUGCUGAACGACGUAAGGUUGUAUGCAGCGUAACAUUCCAUGUGAUAGCGAUUACGUGCGUUGUAUGGUCCCUGUAUGUGCUAAUCGAUAGAACAACGGAGGAAGUAGAGGCUGGCUCGCUACUUUGGCCAUUCUGGACUAAAUUAAUCGUGGUGGCAAUCGGUUUUACCGGUGGUGUGGUCUUUAUGUAUGUUCAGUGUAAAAUGUAUCUGACUUUGUGCAAAAAAUGGCGUACGUAUAACAAAGUUAUACUCGUAAGCUCUAUCUCGGAAUCGCAGCGGGAUAAAGCAAAUCAUGAGGGAAUCAUUAGAAUGACAGAAAAACAAGCCCAACUUGAAGAGGAACGGCGGACGAAUUUUGAUGUGUUUACAAUCGUGCAAGAGACAGGCACAUUUUGAGGAGUAAAAUAUAUAUGCUACGGAUAUGUAUAUAUAUAUAUAUAUAUGUACAAAGAAUGAAUUUUACAGAGUGCUAUAGCUUAAUCAUGAAAACUUGCAAAUAUUGCAGAAUUUAUCAUGAAGGCUAAAUUUGUUUCUGGAAUCCAUUUUAAAUAUUGAUGAUUUUUGUCUAUACUUCUGUUGUUCUGUGAUUUUUAUAGUGACUACUGUGCAUUUAAAGCAAUUUGAUCUUUUAUUUAGUUAUUUACAGUGUACACAUUUUGUAUUUAUUUUUGUGAUACGUUAGCACUGUAUGUUUUUGUGAUACUUUAAAGCCCUGUAAUGUAGUUGUUUAAAAUACUGCACAAAGCAGAUUAUUUCUGUAACAGCAAGAUAUGUCUUACAAGUUUCAUUUAUUUCUGUGCAAAUAAAUUAGUCCUGUAAUUUUUUUUUUUUUUUUUUUUUUCAAAAAAAAGUAUAAAAAGUGGGAGAAAUACCCCUCCAGCCUGUCUGUUAUAAGUGUUUGCUCACAGAAUCUUUUUUUGUUUAACGUUGAGGAAAAUUCUUUAAUAUAAAUCUAACAAAAGGACUUUAAGGCCUAAAAAAAAAAUUCUUUGUUUCCGGUAACAUGCUAAAAAAAUUAGGGUAGGUGGUGGGACUUUUCGGAAAUUAUUUUUUAUCAAAAAAUGAAUACAGAUAAGAGGGUUAUGCCUUUAGAAGCAUCAGUAAGUUGAUUUCUAACAUCACUGAUCAUGUUUAAAGCAUAGAAAGUGCAGUUUUGCAACUUUUUGUCAAAAAGUUGAAAAAAUUAUUCUCCAAGGCCAUAAAAACAUUUAGGGUCGGGCUGAAAAAAUUUAGGGUAGGUCGGGAUACCGGAAACAAACAGUUUUUUAUUUACGCCUAAUAUAGAAAAAGAGGUUGCUUUUUAGUGUAUAUGACUGCUAAAAGAUCAUGUUUCCCUACAUUCAGGAAAAGCAGCAUAGGUGGCACCGUGUAAAAAAGUGGGAUACACACUUUUUUCAAUUACAAAUUUUUUUUGAGAAUUGAGCACUUCUAUUACAUGCAUCUAUUUCAAAAGUACAUUAUGCUUUUAGCAUAUCAGGAAGAGGGACAACUUCGUUUUGAAUGCCAAUACUGGAACUCUGAAAUCAUGGUUAGUUGCAUAUACAUUUAUUAUUCAAUACACGAUAAAUCAAGAUAAACUUAUGUUAAACUAGGAAGUGUUUUUAAAUCAAAGGAAAUAGUCCGCUGUUUGAAUACUUUUAUAUUCAAGGGAGGUAAUUACAAAAUUUCAUGUAAUUAAUCAAACGUGGGAUCUAAUUUUGAGUGUUGUAACAGAGAUCUAACUUUGUGUCGUGUGUCAGUUUGUUCCUUAAAUCAGCCUCUAAAAGAAUAUACAAAAACAUCAAUAUUGCCUUUGUGAAUUUCUAGCUGAUAUUCUAACUAUUGUUGCUAGGCUACCAUUCUUCGUCUUAAUAAAUGAAAUUGAAAAGAAGAAAAGAAGUACAUAUGAACUCUUAGGUUGUUAUAUUCCAUUGCUCAUCUAUAUACAGUGUAACCUGUACAGAGUGAACACCUUUGGAAAGACUUGAUUUUGUUUGGUGUACAGAGGUUAUUUUUCUCAGAAGGUUAAAGGGACUGGCCUCCACAUCAUUCGACAACAACAACAAAAUUUGUUUUUAGAUAUCUGGAAACAAAUGCUAAUUUCUUAAGAAGGCUUUAAAACUUAAUUACUGACAAACUAUAUGUUACGGAAACACAUGAGAAUUUGCUGUUUUUACUACUUUUUAUGAUGAAAAUUGAAAAGUAUUUGUAACACUUUACUCCAGGUAAACUGUCUCAGUUAUAAAUAUCUAUAUUUUGAAGUCAUAAUUCACUAACUCCGCUAUAGCACUAUUGGUUACGAUGACUGGAAAAUGUCUUUAUUGCCGCGGCGGUCCGGGGUUUGAUUCCCGACGCGGUCAUCUUUUUUUCUUGAUUUGGAAUUUUUUAAACAUUUUAGAAACAAAAACUCAUGUUCUAUUGUUCAUAAUAUGACCAAACUUCAGUUUGAAAGAAAGAUUAUUUUUAGCCAAAUCUGGAGGUCAGUGCCUUUAAGGUGGUGAAUUAGUAAUGACAGUCUGCAUUUUCCAUUCCAAAACGAAUUCUCUCUAUUCGAUUUCGACAUUCUCCGGUCAUUAGGGAAGCCAUUGCUUGUGUUGGCUUCUUUUUUAUGGCUGAAGAAAGCAGAAAUAACAGUUGAGAAUACAAAAUCGCAUGAACAUUGCAGAUUUUCAUUACAGGUCCACUACCUUAAAUAAGAGGGUAAAAUGUCUGUCUAUAUAGAAAGGUGUUUCAUUUUCAGAAGUGUGUUCUUUAAACAGGUUGUACUGUGUAUCUAUUUUUUUGGCAUAAUUUUAAUAACACUUUGUUGAACGUGGAUUAAUCGCACUAUACAAAGAAGCACUGACUUGCCUUAGUCUUAGAUAAAUAGUAAGACAUAAUCAUUAGACAAACAAGCAAAUUUAACCCACAUUUUUAAAUCACCAGGGUGUACGGGUCAUUGACAUUUCCAAAUAAUUCAACACAUUUAUUAAGCAUAUAUAAGCUUAUAUCAUGGCACAAACACUUUCUGUAUUUCAACACAAUUUAUAUAAACAGUGUAUAGAUAAUAUCAUGUAGUUUGUUUAAAGGGGCUUGCUUCCCAAUAAAAAUCACAAUAUCACAUUUUUUUUUCAAAAUUGAUGAUAAAAGUGGUUGAUUAGAUAUUAGAAAUAAGUAUUUUUUUUAGCUUAUCGUUCAUGUGUAAGAUAUACAAUAUAUCAAGAUUUCUUUAACUUUACAUCAAAAGCUCUACUGCAUGGCUUACACAAUAGGUCGCUUUUUUUUUUCAUAAUUCACAGACUGUAAUAGAACACUAACCAGUUUCAUCUUUCCUUUCAUGUACAUUUACUAAGACAUGAAACUUAUGUCAUAAUUUUCAAUCCAUUUGACCCAUUACUAAGUCUGGAGGUUUGCCCCUUUAAGAUUAGUUCCUUUAACUUACAUUAACCUACAAAACAGUAUGGAAAGUGGUGCUUGAAAUAUGUCUAGUUUGUAUAAAUCUGGAUUUUAUUCCUUCUUUAAGGAGGAAGACCCGAAAGGACUGUCGGUAAUUUCAGUUUUAUUACAUAUUCUUGUGUGCAAUUUCAGCAUUAUUUAGUCAUUAAGGUAGCUUGACGAGUACUAUAUAAUGGCUUUCUGUCCAAAUAAGAGAAUUCUGAAAUCACAGACUGAAAAUACCAGAAAUCAGUAAUUUUCACCCAAAAAAAAAUAAAAAAUUUUUAGCUGUCAGUAUUCAUGAAAAUCGAUACUGGCAGUAUGGUAUCUGUUGUUGUGAAUAGCCCUAUACUGUGAAAUCAUUAAUAUUCGUGGGGGAUUAAUUUUCGUGAUGGAGUCAAUCCACAAAAUUUAAUCCCAACGAACAAGUUAAAUUCCCAUGCAUUUAUGUUCAAAACUUUGAAAUCCACAAAUUCAUAUCCCCACGAAAUUACCGUUUUGACCAAAAUCACGAUAUUUCAUGCCCACGAAAUUUGAUAAUUUCACAGUAUUUCAAAAGUUGACCAUUUAUCACAAAUAUUCAACCACACAAACUAAUUUGAAAUUUAAAUAAAGCAAACUUUUAGCCUCAUGAAAAUACUUGAUUUUACAGUAUCUAAUUUGUUUGAAAUUGCCAAUUGUCCUUACAUUUACAUCCGCCACCUUAGAUGUAAGAUCUACAUAAAAAAAUUUGUGUCUCAAUAUUGAUUUUGCAUUCAUGAGCUUAUUCUCUUUAAAAAUGUUUAGGUAAAAACAGAUAUUUCUUUGUUAACAAGACUAUAUGAAAAACAUAUAUCUCACAUCUGAAAUAUAAAAAAAGAAAAAAAAAAAGAGUAGAAAACCUCUUUGAAAUAUUUGUAAAAACUCAUGUAAAAUAUCAGUUUUAUUCUUCAUUUCAAAAGCAUCUCAGACACUUCCCUGCUGUGAAAAAAAUUUAUACUUAUAGAGCCAGUUAUUAAUAGUGCAGAAUCCAGGAACACUGGUUAUGUCAUUGGACUGAAAUACUGCUGAAAAAUAGUGUUAGUUCUGUUAAUUUCAAACAAACAAACCAGCAGUGCAAGCAUACUUUGCAAAAAAAUCAUUUCAGUCAUUAAGUUAUACCGAUGACAUGUUUUACAAGGAGUAAUCUUAAAAGGAUUUUUACUUACACAAAAAAUAUGAAUCACUUUUUAAAGGAAACCUGUUUUAAGUGUUCUUUAAUUGCUUCAAAAAAUAGUUGUCAAACAUAGUUAGUUGUGUAAGUGAUGCCUGAAAAAUUCUAGGCAGACAGCUGCUGCUCUUUCAUACUGAUAAAUUUUCUAUUCUCAGUUCAGAUUGAUUACCAAUCACGUGUGUUUCUAUUAAUAAUGUAAGCUAUAUAUAGACCACUUUUUCUUCCUGACAGCUCUUAACCCUUUACCACACAGAACAGAAGCCAAAGUAACCUCUUUUACAUAACACUGAUAAGUGAUAAUCAAUAAUCAAUAAUCGGUAUAUGGCUGAUAAAGGUGACUGUCUUAUCUGAACAGAGGUGUUGGCAUUAUUUUGUGAUUACACAUACUUAUGUUAAAAAUGUCAUUAUUUUAAUAUUUUCUGUAAGUUUGACAUUAUUUUUGUCGAUAUAAAGUUUAUAGCAAUUUAAAUUCUCUUUCCGAUGAUACAAAAUUUAUUGUAGUUUCUCUUUGAGUUUCGAAGAUAUAAAGUGUUAAAGUACGGGAAUAUAUAUUUUUAGGCAUAAAAUUCUGUUUUGGAUUACUUUCACAUUGAAAUUCAUAUACAAUUUCAUUUUGAUGUUUGAAAGUUUGAUUUAUAGUUAAUAGACUUAUCUUCCGAAUCGGAAUUGGUAAGUAUUUAUAUAAAAAACAACCAUCAAACUGAAUAACACUACAAAAAUAACGGAUCGUAAAAUUUCUGAAAGUGCAAAAAGACCGCAGAGAUCGAGACUCGUUACCAACUACAGUAUUCUUGUGCUAAAAAUUAAAUAUUUUUAAGAUAAUAUUACGUAAUAUUUUGAUGAUCAAACGUCGGUACAUCACGGGUGACUUCCGCUGCAAUUAACUCUAUGGGUGUCAUAAAAUAUUUGAAAGCCGCGGUCCUUCUGUUUUGAUUAACACUUCCCGUUAUGUAAGGCCAUAAAUUUCAAGCCAUCGUAUACACAAAUUGUUGUUUAGGGGAAAUCUGCAUGUAUCACGCGUGACCUUCAUGACCUAACACAUUUAAAAAUACUUUGAUGUCAAAUGGUUGUUAUUUUUAGAACGAGGAAAGCCCCGCGAAACGGCUAGUUGCAAGCAGUUUUCUCAGUAAUUUUCCAUGACGUAGCGUCGUGCACAUGUAGGAAAAAGCCCCGGUGUCUUUCUGUGCAAAGUACUCGAUAAAUUUAAAUAGUAACCACUUGAUCUUUUACGUAAAUAAUGAUGACAAAAUCCCAUAUUUUGAGUUAGUAAACAUCCGGAAUUUGUUUCUUUAGGAAAAGAACGCAAAUAAAGCGAUUGAUUAUGAGACACGGGAUAAAACGAUUCUGUUCAAAUGGCCGUUAAUCGGUAUAAUACGUUUCUAUCGGGGAACCGUUAGACACGGGUCAAUACGUUUCUGUUUGGGAAUCGAUAGAUACGGUGAUAAACCAAUUUGCAGCUGCUGCUUUCUUAGAAAUUUCAACAUAUGUCGGAUAUCUUUUUCACAUCAGUAUUAUUUAUUUAAGUUCACAUUGUAAAUGCAUGAAAUAGACAAAAAAAUAUGACAGAAUUUGGGGAGUUUUGUAGAAGAAUUUUAAAUUUUGCUUGUGGUGUAUUUUUCCUUGAAGAAUAUUUUUCUAAAGAAUCAGUUUUUAUGGGGAAAAAAGUAUAUAAAGUUAUGUGUUGUCACAAGGAUUGUUUUUCAGACCAGCAUUUGUUGAGAAAUGAUGUUACCAGUUUUAAGGAAAUUUUAUUGAUGUUAAAUGUUUCUUGUGUGAGUUUCUCAAUUUCUUGUUUUAACCUUCAGCCUGCUGGUGGCAAAAUAUGCCUUUGCGACCAGUGCAGACCAAGAUCAACCUGCACAUCCUUGCAGUCUGAUCAUGGUUUACACUGUUAGCUUUUCAGUCAGUUAAUUUUCAGUGAACACCCCUUUGAAUAAUAAAUGGUAUUGCCCAAAUUGAAUGAUGGAUCAGUCCAUUAUAGAAGUUUAGCUGGGUAAAGGUUAAGAACAAAUAGUAGAAAUAAACAACAACCCAUCAAGGUAAAAAAAAAAAAAGUCUUUUCUCCACAGAGAAAUAAAAAAAUUACCAGAAACUGCAGUCGUAGAAACAAAAAUUGGUCAUAUGAGCCUUUUUGACAUAACAAGUUACAGAUUUUUAAAAAGAAUCUUCUUCUCUAAUCUCUUAAGAUUUUUACUUAUUUAUAUUUCUUUAAAUUGUUUUGCAAUCUUUGUUAGCAGAUUAUGUUGUUUUUGCUUUAGUUAGUUUUAUUUCUUUGUUGAUUUUCUGUUGCUUUCUGUUGUCUGAAUUUACAUAUUUAUUGGAUAUUUUAUUUAAUAUUUCUUUACAAAAGCUAGAUCGAUACUGGCUGUGAAAACUUCAGUUUUUAUGCUGUCUUUACAGGGUUAUCUUUUAUUUUGUAUGAUGUUGCAGGAUUUUUUUUAAAUCGUUCAAAAUCAGUAAGGUUGAAUUUUAUGUAAUAAUUAUGUAGAGCUUCUCGGCUCUAAACAAAGAGUUCUACAAUUAAAAAUUUGGCACAUGAUAUGAAGCUGAGUUUCCAAAAAAAAAGUAGUUCCUGUGAUUUGAAAUAAAGAAAUAAAUUACUGCCUCCUUUUGGAAAAUUGGCAGCCAUUGUAGGGUUACAAUAACAUAACAAGAAAAAAUUGUGAAAGUCUUUGUUUUGAAAAAUUGUCUUCAUUUUGCAGUAACUGUUGUUCUUUAUAACAGGAACAACAAAACAAGCAGGUUAUGUCUUAGUGCAAAAAGUAAUAUCUGUAUGUUUCUGUAAUUUUGUUUCUGUAAUUUUAAAAAUUAAUGUAAUAACUUUCAAGAAGUAAUAUCAGUUCCAUUUCUGUAAUUUUAAGGAUUAAAAUAAUUACCUUCAAGAAGUAAUAUCAGUUCUGUUUCUGUAAUUUUAAGGAUUACCAGGUAAAAUAAUUCCUUUCAAGAAGUUAUACCAAUUCUGUGUCUGUAAUUUUAAGGAUUUAUACAAUAACUUUCAUGAAGUAAUAUUAGUUCUGUAUCUGUAAUUUUAAGGAUUUAUACAAUAACUUCCGUGAAGUAAUAUCAGUUCUGUAUUUGUAAUUUUAAGGAUUUAUGCAAUUACUUCCAUGAAGUAAUAUCAGUUCUGUAUCUGUAAUUUUAAGGAUUUAUGCAAUUACUUCCAUGAAAUAAUAUCAGUUCUGUAUCUGUAAUUUUUAGGAGUAAUAUAAUUACUUUCAAUAAAUAAUUUCUGGUUAAUAUAAAUAUAACUGUUUAUUUUUAUUGGUAUUUCAACAAACAAGAAGUCUAAAAGUUUGAAUUUUGAGUGCUAUUGUUGUAAACAUUGAAAGUUGAUAAAAAAAGAAUGUUUUACGAUAACAAUGUAACAUUUCAUGUUUUCUAGAUGUUCUAAUCAUGUGAAGGUUUUGAUAUCAGUACAUGCCAGCUGCUUUUGACAGUUUUGUAUAAAAUAAAUGUAUAAACCAUAUGUUUUACCAAAUUUGCAUAUUUGUAUACAAUACUAAUGUAUUCUUUAUGCAAAUUUGUACAAACUUCAUUAUCUGCUUUCAUGAUAUUGUGUUAAUUUGUCUUCAGUUUUAUAUAAUUUGAGUCUACUACUUUGAUCUGUUCUUAAUUGCAUCAUGGAGUCAGCUGAUUAUUUUACAUCUUUGUUACAUACAUGUAUUUGAAAGUAACAGUGUCGUGGAAACUGUUAUGAUGCAUAUCGUUUAGUGAUUUCUAGGUCACAGCAUCAGAAAUUUCUUCUAAUCUAAUCAUAUAAGCACUAUAGGCAUUUAUAUGGUUCUGAUAAAAUUAGAUUUGCUAGAGAAGAAUGUGUGAUGGUUGCCUCAGUGCCAGAAAAAGAGCUUUUAUGAAUUUCUUGUUACUUGUUCACAACAGUUACUGUAGUAAUCAUUUUUAGUAUUUCCAUCAUUAUCGCCAGUUUUUUUGACGUGAAAUGCGCAUAAUUAUCUUGCAGAGAAAACCAGCAAAAAUUUUAAUGAUGUUCAUGUCCAAAGAAAUUAUUGAUUUCGUCAAUUUUUAGAAUCUGAAAUUAAACUGUGCAAGUGUAAUUAGAAAGAAAUGUUUCCUUUCAGAGUGAGAAAUACCAGGUAGUUUCUUUUCGAAAUGAGAAAUUGUUUUAAUUUCAAAAUAAGAAAUAGUUUUCCAUUCAGAAUGAGAAAUUAUUUGUCUUUUAAACAGUUCUCCUUCCAAAAUGAGAAACAGUUUUAUGUUCCUUCCAGAAUGAAAAAUAGUUUUUUUUCCUUUCAAAAUGAGGAAUAGGGAAUUGUUUUUAUUUUGGUAAACUGAAAUUACUUUUUCUUUGGCACAAAAUUCCUUGGAUUUUGAAAGAAUAGUUAUUUUGCUGGAACUUAAAUUUUGUGGUUUUAGAAGUUUAAAGAUGAAAGUUUAAGGUUUUUGUAUCAUUUAGAUUGACACAGCCAUGAAAAUCUGUCCCCCAUGAAUAUUAAUGAUUUCACAGUACUUCAAAUAAAAAAAGCUGGAAACUAGGAAAUCUGGUUUAAGUGGCAACCGUGAAAGGUUUAAUUACUCAAAUUUCUUUAUGAUUGAUGUACCUGUUUCUUAUAUUUAUGCUUGCCAAAAGAACUUUUACUUAAGAUUAUGGAAAUGAAAUAAUAAAAAAAAUGAAAUGAACUUUUAUUAUGCUUUUGGGUUAAAGGUUAAUGAGGUUGUAUUUGUGUGUUUUCUGUUUAAAAUUUCUGUGUUAUGCUAAAUUAACCUAAUUGUCAAAAAAAAAAAAAAAAAAAAAACCUGAAAAUAAUUACUAAACAUUUUUGCGAAUUUUAUGAUAAUAGUAAAGUGUGAAUUAAGGCGAAUUAUACAGUUUUGUAAAAUGAAACAUUUACACCAGAAAAUUAUUUUCAGUCAGCCAAGCAAGGAUAAUGCAGUUGUUAGGCUUCUGUCUGACAUAGACACCAUUUAUCUCCUAUUUAAUUAUCUCCCUUAACAGUAAAGAGACAUAAUUAUGCAACCACAAAUAAUUUAACUAGAUUUUUUUCCCCAGUCAUAUCUUAUUAGAAUUUAGUAAUUGAAACCUUGAAAUUGAAGGGGAAUGAUGAUUAUGUUAUGGAUUAAUAAAAUCGAAAAUAGGAAAAUAAUUGUACCUGACAUGUGACUUUCAUGGUCACAUGGUAUCUGGGACAGCAAUGAUUGAUGUUGCCCAGGCAGAGGGAGACAAUGCUUUUGGAAAUUUGAAAAAAAAAAGACAUCAGCAGACAAUAUCCACUUUGCACAAUCAUCAUCAUAGUCAUCAUCAUUUUUUUUCCAGGGUUUUUUUUUGUGCCUGAAUUGACCUAUAUCCAGUAAAUGGGCAUUGCAUUGCUCUGUGAAAUUUAGUACACUAGACCCCUGUAAAUUCAUUCAUUGACUGUUGUACAACUGAGCUUUGUUCUUUCAAACUUUUAGAGCAGUUAUAAAUUGAUAGGUUUGAGGGGAUGAAUAAUCUAGAAAAUAUUUCACACAAGCAUAAGUAAGAUUUCUGUUAGAUUUUAUUGCACAAAUUAUGACCAUUUCAAUAAAAUACUGUUUAACAUUCCAGUGUAUGCACAUUUUAUUAUUAUUAUUAUUAUUAGCGCUUGUUUGUGUUGUUAUACCACAUUCAUUUGAAUUGAAAUCUUCAUUCUAGCUUAGGAAAUUUGCAACUGCAGAAAAUAAAAUAUUUUGAGGGAAA
Mercenaria mercenaria is the source of this 12201-nucleotide messenger RNA. RefSeq names its product E3 ubiquitin-protein ligase MARCHF8-like. Gene Ontology annotation, molecular function: ubiquitin protein ligase activity; zinc ion binding; MHC protein binding. Gene Ontology annotation, biological process: antigen processing and presentation of peptide antigen via MHC class II; immune response; protein polyubiquitination. Bases 1142 to 2341 code for a protein of 399 amino acids. The record is from RefSeq and is a predicted model, not a curated record. Gene Ontology annotation, cellular component: early endosome membrane; cytoplasm; lysosome. NCBI's taxonomy places the organism in Eukaryota, Metazoa, Mollusca, Bivalvia, Venerida, Veneridae. The transcript is spliced from 4 exons.